Messenger RNA from Ostreobium quekettii, 1059 nucleotides. NCBI's taxonomy places the organism in Eukaryota, Viridiplantae, Chlorophyta, Ulvophyceae, Bryopsidales, Ostreobiaceae. The record is from the annotation of a GenBank genome assembly.
AUGGUCAUUGCGGAGAUCAGGAGGCCAGGCAUCACUUCGAGGCUGUAUUCAACGUCCAUAAGGAGGCAAAAGCACCACGGAUGGAAAAGGAAGCACCCCAGGGGAAUCGAUGCAGGCCUCGACCCGCAGGCGCCUGCCAACCGCCGCGAAGGAAAACCGCUUCCCCCCAAUCUGCAGAGCGCUGGUAGGCCAAAGCUUCCAGGCCAACCCAUUUUGAACAUAGAAAACGCCGCCGCCCUGGUGGGCGGUUGGCAGAGCCUCGGCAAGCAUUGGGCCGUCAGAGAAGGCGUGUGGUUCGACAAAGACGGACGCGCCUGGAAAGUGGCCAUCAAAUCUCCAACAGACACAAAAGACAGGGCCUGCGCUGAGGCAAUAAACAACGAGUGCAGCACGCUGACCGCCGUACCCCACCACCCAAACAUCGUGUGGGUGAUCGGUGGCCGUAUGGGGGACGACCCAGUGAUCGUCGAGGAGUUGAUGCCCGUGAAUCUUGGGCGACUGCUAUCCAAAUCUGGGUCCGACCUGACCUACCGCGACAUUUUGAUGAUUGGAGUGGGCGUCGCAAGAGGCAUGUGCCACCUGCACGAACAUGGUCACACACGUACCUACAUGACGCCAUCGAGCAUAUUACUGGAUGAGGAGGGCAACGCCAUGCUUGCCAGGUUCUCGGACACCAGCGACGUCUCGAACUUUCGCGACGCCUCGGAUGGCACCCCCGCGUACAUGGCGCCGGAGUGCCUCCCUCAAAAUGGAGCCGCAGUGCGGGGGCCAAGGGCGGCCCAACUGGAGGCCGAGAAAGCCGGCGUCUACAGCCUGGGCAAGGUGUUGUCGAAGUGCGUAGCCGCGAGUUUGGGUGUGAGCGAAGCCGCCGCGGGGAGGCUGUGCCAUGCGCCACUGUGGGAGUUCAUCUGUUGUUGCAUUCGACCACAUCCGCAGGACCGUCCGGGAUGUCACCAAGUGGUGGAAGAGCUCAACGGCAUGUUGGAUGGGAGCGGGAGCAGCACUGAAGAUUGGAGUGCAAGGAGGCUAAGGGCGCAAAUCUGGCGCGCUUCUCGGUGA